AUGGUGAAGCCGAACGACGAUCCGAAGAUCUUCGGGUAUUACGAUGUGAGUUACGUAUCCGUCGGAGAGAAGCAAGUGGGAAAUCCCGCGGGCGGACGGUUUCGGUCGCCGUUGGGACGGUUUUUGUUCAAGACGAUCGGGCUCGAGCAAAAUUUGUUCGCACCUAAUAAGAUUGAGAAUCGCGUGGCGUUCACGUUGUUUGGGUGCUUGCCGGGGGAGGUGACACUGGAAGGAACGUUUGCGCCGGCGGAGGGCGUCGACGACGGACGUACGGUGAAGGCUUCGUUCGGACCACCGGGAAUCUCCGUCGCGGGCGGGCCGAAGUUGCGAAUCGGCCCAAAGUCUAGCGUCGUACUCAGCACGACGUAUUUGGACGAUCACGUCCGUUUGGGGAAAGGAUCGCGCGGGAGCUUGUUCGUGUUCACGAGAAAGUCUGAGGAGAAGGCGGAGCGUGAUCACAGACGGUGGGGCAUCGGAGGAUUGGCGAUCGCCAUCAUGCUCUUAACCGCGCUCGGUCUCGGUAUUUUCGGCGUGCACGAGCUUAGAACGACGAGUCAUACGCUGUAUUCGGUAACGGUCGUGCUUGCGUCGGCGAUUUCUCUCGCCAUGGCGUACAUUUUGCGCGACGGCGGAAUCGUCGCCGAGGACGCCGACCUCGACGACGACGUUGGCGAGUUGAGCGAACAGCAAAAGGCGUUCCUCUCCAGAGGACGCGGCGACGGCGAGAAUAAAGGCGAAAACGUGUUCAGUUCGCAAAAGGCGUAG
Ostreococcus lucimarinus CCE9901 is the source of this 765-nucleotide messenger RNA. RefSeq lists its product with no specific name. The transcript has a single exon. The record is from RefSeq and is a predicted model, not a curated record. Bases 1 to 765 code for a protein of 254 amino acids. NCBI's taxonomy places the organism in Eukaryota, Viridiplantae, Chlorophyta, Mamiellophyceae, Mamiellales, Bathycoccaceae.